Lachancea mirantina is the source of this 738-nucleotide messenger RNA. Lineage: Eukaryota; Fungi; Ascomycota; Saccharomycetes; Saccharomycetales; Saccharomycetaceae. The record is from the annotation of a GenBank genome assembly.
AUGUACAUAAGAGCGGCUCUUUUGGCCCUGAUAUGCCCAGUUUUUGUUGCGGCUCAAGUGUUUAAUGUUCAUUCUCUGGACUUCUUUUACGAUACUGUGAAUAGUGGUAAUUACACGGUUGUUAAAUAUUACACUAAUUGGUGCUCACAUUGCAAAAGAUUGGCACCUGUGUUCGAAGAAUUGAGUGAAGCUUAUGCCAAUUCCAAUGUGACAUUUUUAGAAGUCGAAUGUGAAACGUUUGGCUCUACGAUUUGCCACAGAUUGCCUGGUUUCCCCAUGGUUGAAGUGAUUAGACCUGUUAAGAUUACUACCGAAGAUAAAGAAGAAGCUUCCGUCAGUGGUGGUGCACCACCACAUUCGUUAUGGGCCCGUUUUAAAACAUUUUUGUCCAGGUCUCACAAUCCCGCCUGGCACUUAGACUUGGAUCGAGUCGCUGAGUUUGAAGGAAGCAGGGAAUUGCCAAAUCUAACCAAAUUUGUUAACCAAGUUAUCAAAGAUCAUGAAGAGAACGAAUUGAUUGAUAAGGUUCUUGGUGGAGAAGCGUGCGGUUUAGAUUUGCAGUGUGAUAAUACUCGUGAAUACGUCGAAAAUAUCCAAGAUCUGACUCUAGAAAAUGAUAAACUCAGAAGUAUCAUGCAGAACAACGACGCGCCCCACUUGCAAACCCACAACAUUCCUUUCAAGUUGAAAAUCGUCGAGCGACUUCUGCAACGGGAUCAGCCCCAUGAUGAACUCUAA